Molecule: messenger RNA, 717 nt
Organism: Hyaloscypha bicolor E
Lineage: Eukaryota; Fungi; Ascomycota; Leotiomycetes; Helotiales; Hyaloscyphaceae
Exons: 1
Source: RefSeq, a predicted model, not a curated record
GAUGGAUACAGAGUCCGCUGCGUCUGGUGAAACCAAUCUCACGACAUUGGUUUCCACUCUCAAGUUGACAAUGAGCCCCGAAACCUUCGUAUUCAUCACCAUCCCAGGUUUGAAGCUCCCACCGCCAUCUCUUCAAAUCCAAAUGUCCUUUCGAGAAGCAGAAGGCACCACAAUAAUCACCACUCAAGACUCGGCUGAUACUUGCCACAUCGAAUACACAUUCCCAUGCAAGAUGAUCACCCUCAAUGUCCACUCCAGCCUCGAAGCAGUUGGUUUCAUGGCCGCUAUCAGCACCAAGCUUGCCGAAAAUGGGAUUGGGGUCAACCCUGUCAGCGGCUACUACCAUGACCAUUGCUUCGUCCCACUUGGAAAGGCAAAUGAGGCCAUGAAGGUGUUGCAAGACUUGGCUACAGAGGCACAGAAUAAAAGUAAGGCAUGAAUGUCGAAUCCGAACUCCGACACGUGAUGCAGUGAGGAACCCGCAGGCUUGGGACCCCACCCUUGAUGGAUGGAGGGGUAUAUCAGGAUCAGUCGAUAUCGACGUUUUUAGCCAUACAGCACAUACACUGUCAGCCCGGCGAAUCGAAAUAGCGUCCGCGCCUGUCUCAUCGAUCUGCCCCGGGUUGUUACGUUACAUGCUUUCCUUUUUUUCUCUCAAGGUUGCAGUAGCUUCACGCGGGGUGCUGUGCAUCUUUUGAUAUCUUGUGCAACCUGCCA